AUGACCAGCGGUAAUCCAAUUUUGCCGUCAGAGCCACUGGCACUCCAGCCCACUUUGCUUGCCGCCGCAGUGGUCGCCGAGGAGACUAGCGGCAGGGGCACGCGCAGCAAUAGCCGCGCACGUAAGCGCUCGGACAGACGGCAGUUUGGACGCAGCGAGUCGCCCAACUACACGGCCAGUCCGCGCAGAACGCACGAACACUCGGAGCAUACACGGAAUGGCGCUGGCUGGGAGCGUAGCGAGCACGCGUACUAUGCACCUAGGCACAGCAGGAGUCAAAAGGAGCCACGGCCGUCGCGUGUGCUGGGCAUUUUCGGCAUGAGCAAGUUUACGACCGAGCAUAAUCUGCACGAGAUCUUUGGCCAGUUUGGGCGGGUCGACAAGGUCCAGGUCAUCAAGGACCCACACGACAACCGGUCGCGCGGCUUUGCGUUUGUAAAUAUGGCAGGGUUCGAGGAUGCCAUGCGCGCGCGCAAUGCCCUGGACGGCACGCUUCUGCACGAGCGGCGGGUGCGCGUCGACUAUUCGUUCACCAGCCGCGCCCACUCGCCGACGCCCGGGCGCUACAAGGGCCAGGAGACGUGGCGGAUCCGCCGCCGGAACAGCCGCGACCGCCGGCGCCCCACCCGCCGGUAUAUGCGCAGCCGGUCACGGGACAUGCAGAGACGCCCCCACCGCAGCCGCUCGCCCUACCGCAACGGCAGGAGCCGCGACCACGACCGCAGCGGGCAUAACCGUGGGCUGAGCAGAGACCACGGACUGAGCAGGGACCGCGGGCUGAGCAGAGACCGUCGGGCGUUGCGUAAUCCGCAGUAA
Messenger RNA from Linderina pennispora, 816 nucleotides. RefSeq names its product RNA-binding domain-containing protein. Bases 1 to 816 code for a protein of 271 amino acids. The transcript has 4 exons. Lineage: Eukaryota; Fungi; Kickxellomycota; Kickxellomycetes; Kickxellales; Kickxellaceae. Gene Ontology annotation, cellular component: spliceosomal complex. Gene Ontology annotation, biological process: positive regulation of mRNA splicing, via spliceosome. The record is from RefSeq and is a predicted model, not a curated record. Gene Ontology annotation, molecular function: RNA binding.